Messenger RNA from Cavia porcellus (domestic guinea pig), 3217 nucleotides. It is a transcript of the gene Znf212, whose product is annotated as zinc finger protein 212. The transcript is spliced from 5 exons. Lineage: Eukaryota; Metazoa; Chordata; Mammalia; Rodentia; Caviidae. Gene Ontology annotation, biological process: regulation of DNA-templated transcription. Gene Ontology annotation, molecular function: DNA-binding transcription repressor activity, RNA polymerase II-specific. The coding region runs from base 659 to 2155 and encodes 498 amino acids. The record is from RefSeq and is a predicted model, not a curated record.
UCGAACUCACGACUGCCUGCUUGCAAGGCAGGCGCUUAUGCAGCUGAGCUACAUCCCCAGCCCCUUGUGUUUCACAUUCACGAAUGAUUUAUUCUGCAGCUUUACUUUGGGAUUAUUGUUUUCACUUCACAGGUUGUUUCCUAUUUGGUUUAUACUUCGCUUAUGGUGUUUUUGGGCAGUUAACAUUUUUUCCUUCUUUGAUGUUGUAAGUCCUACUUACUGAGCUCCAGUAAAUUUGCUCUGUUUGUAGAGUUCUGUGUGUUUUGACAGCCAUUGAAUUACUGAGAUGCAGAAUAUUUCCAUUGUCCCAGAAAACUCCCUUGUGCUUUCUUUGUUAUCAGUCUCACAAUGCCUGACAACGCUGAUCUGUCUGUCCUGCUAGUUUUGCCUCUUCCUAACUGUCCUGUGAGUGGGUUCUGUUACAUAGCUGUUUGUGCCUGGCUUCUUCAAUUCGGUGUGCUGCCUCUGCUCUGUUCUUGUUUAUUGCCAAGUAGUGUGCGGCCAUGUGGUGAGUUAGUUUCCUUGGGCCCACCAUACAGAUCUCAUUAAUCUUGAUUACCCCCAGGAAGAACCUAGUCUAAGUGAGGUCACUUUAUGAGAUGCGGCUGUUAAGACUACCACAUGACUAUUGGGCAAAGCACAGUUCUCCUCAUAAUGUAUGAAUGGGUGGGCCACAAUUUGCGUAUUCACUUACCAGCUGCACAGGAGAAAGCGGCGCGCUACACCACUGGCUUCUUCCUCACCACCCUCGCAAACAACAGAGAAAAGUCCGUAUUUCCAGACCACAGAGAUCUCGCUGUGGACCGUAGUAGCUGCUCUUCAGGCCGUGGAAAAGAAGAUGGAGUCCCAGGCUGCCAGACUGCAGAGCCUGGAGGGCCGCACAGGGACGGCCGAGAAGAAGCUGGCUGACUGUGAGAAGACAGCCGUGGAGCUGGGCAACCAGCUGGAGGGCAAGUGGGCCGUGCUGGGGACCCUGCUGCAGGAGUACGGGCUGCUGCAGCGGCGCCUGGAGAACGUGGAGAACCUGCUGCGCAACCGGAACUUCUGGGUGCUGCGGCUGCCCCCGGGGAGCAAGGGUGAGGCCCCCAAGGUGUCCAGGGCACUUGAAAAUGAUGGCGUCUGCUUCUCCGAGCAGGAGUGGGAGAACCUGGCAGACUGGCAGAAGGAGCUGUACAGGAACGUCAUGCAGAGCAACUACGAGGCACUGGUCUCCCUGAAGGUCCUUGGCCAGCCAGAGGGCGAAGCGGAGCUAGGUGCAGAGAUGCUGGGUGAUUUGGAGGAGGAGGAGAGCCUUGUUGGUGCCCACCCUGAUGGGGCCGUGCUCAGACCAGAGGUGCCAAGUCAGCCAGAAGACUGCAUGUUCCCAGGGGAAGCAGAGGAGCGGGAUUUCCUGAGACCAGUGCAAACUGAGCUCUGGGAUGGCCAGGGUGGUUCUGCCCUCUUGGAACCAGGUCCCCGGGGUUCCAGCCUCGAAGAGCCCCUGGAAGGCAGUGGAGACCCUGCCACUGGCAGAACUCUGGGCUGCUCUCCAAAGCAGAAAUCCCACAGGCAGACACAGGUGGCUCAGGAGUGCGCACAGGGCCUGAAACUGAAAAGGGACCCUUCUGGCCCCUACGAGUGUUCUGAGUGUGACAUCAGCUUCUGCUAUAAGCAGCAGCUGACUGCACAUCUGCGGAGCCACUCGGGGUGGGUGUCCUAUCCUGCUGUAGAGCCUGGGGAAAGCCUUAGACCCCGGCCACGGUUAAAGCCUCAGGCGAAGAGGGCCAAGCUGUACCAGUGCAAUGUGUGUCAGAGGAGCUUCAGCUGCAGGGUGAGCCUGGUGACCCACCAGCGCUGCCACCUGCAGGAGGGUCCCAGUGCUGGCCCACGCAUCCAGGAGAGGUUCUCACCCAACAGCCUGGUGGCGCUGCCUGGCCACAUCCCCUGGCGGAAGAGCCGGAGCUCCCUCAUCUGUGGCUAUUGCGGCAAGAGCUUCAGCCAUCCAUCCGACCUGGUUCGGCACCAGCGCAUCCACACAGGCGAGCGGCCUUACAGUUGCCCCGAGUGUGACAAGAGCUUCGUCCAGAAGCAGCACCUGCUGCAGCACCAGAAGAUCCACCAGCGGGAGCGCAGUGGGCCAGGUUCCCAGCCUGGGAGGCCCAAUGGCUUGCUGUAGAGCGCCGCCCCUCACCGUCGGGGGCGGAGAGGGGCGGCAACAGUGCCCCCGGAAAACACCAUCUUGGGCCAGGCACCAACUGCUUCUGGUCUACCUUCCCUCGCCCAAGUGCCAGUCUGAGCCCUAAGCUGUCCUGAAACCAUGUGGGAGAAGCGGGGGCAGCACCUGCCUGCCCUGCAUCUUGGCCCGCUGUGAGCCUGCUGGCCCUGGCGCCUGGGUCUCUGGUCUUCCUGUCCUCCGGUACUCACGGCAGGGCUGGCUGCUGAGCCCAGGGGGCUAAGGCCAACCUUUCCUUUCACGGCAGCCCAGGGGUGAGCGCUGUGCGUGUGAGGAUGAGGGCGAGUUCUGGGCCACCUCACCCUCCACACCUCUUUCGUAGUCUCUGUUAACAAGUAGAAGGAAUAAUUUAAUGAACAGCUAACCCCGCUCUGAAGACUUUUUUUGAAGUUAGAUUCUAGUUGAUUUUGAAAUUAUAACACAACACUUGUUUUUUAAGUUUCAGAAGUCAUAGAAGUUGUUCCUAACUCGGGGACUGGGCUUGCCCUCUAGGAGGGAAUAGUUUAUGGGGCUUGUAGCCCACCCACAUGUUCUGGGGCCAGGGAGCAGAGACGCUUCCAGCCUCUCAGCCUGACACUGAUUUGUCUCUGGAGGGCCAGUGGGAGAGAGUCGGAGGGGACUUGAGGCUCCUGCCGAGGAAAGGUUCCUGGAAAGGAGCCUGGGGGUUCUGGUUCUGGGUGUGUUGGUGGUGUGCGGGGCCCUCCUCCCAGCCUCACUCAGCUGUCUCUGGCCUGUCAUGCAGGAGGCCUACUGGUUACCUCAGAUUGUUCAGUUAGCACCUGUGGUCCAAUUUGUUCCUGUUGCACCCAUUGCUCUUUGCUCUUUGACAUUGCUGAGUCACACUUUGCAAAUCCUGCCUGGUGAGGAGGGAGAAGCAUGGAGGCUGGGUCGGGACUGUAGCGUGCUCAUCCCACUGUUGGGAGCCAGGAGGGAGUUCUUGGGCUGGAUGUGAACCUCCUCUUAGAUGAUCUACAGUUGCCUAGAAUAAAAAACUUCCUAGCAAAA